Messenger RNA from Aspergillus campestris IBT 28561, 1656 nucleotides. RefSeq names its product carotenoid oxygenase family protein. NCBI's taxonomy places the organism in Eukaryota, Fungi, Ascomycota, Eurotiomycetes, Eurotiales, Aspergillaceae. The transcript is spliced from 2 exons. Gene Ontology annotation, molecular function: carotenoid dioxygenase activity. Bases 1 to 1656 code for a protein of 551 amino acids. Gene Ontology annotation, biological process: carotene catabolic process. The record is from RefSeq and is a predicted model, not a curated record.
AUGUCGCCACACGCAACCGCCGAUCACUUCAAUAACUGGCCUAAUGACAAAGGGUUCGAUGCGGACUCCGAGCAAAAAGAUCCGGUCGAGCUGCCUGUGACUGGCAAAAUCCCACCUUAUGUGGCCGGCACUCUCUAUCGCACUGGUCCGGGUAAACGGACAGUCGACACAGAGCAGGGUGGGUCGUUCAAAGUAGACCAUUGGUUCGAUGGGUUCUCCCAGACACACCGAUUCCAACUUGUUGCCACGGAGAACGCGGAUUCUCCCAUGCGUGUUUAUUACAAUUCCCGUUUCUCCACGGACAAAUUGAUCGAAGAAGUGCGGAAGACAGGGUCGGGCGAGCGCCUGGUUUUCGGACAGAAGCAAGACCCAUGCAAGGAAGCCUACAAGAAGGUUCAAUCGGAGUAUGUCCCUGCGCCGUCCGAGGUCAACGUUGGCGUGACGCUCUCCGUGAACAUGCCCGGUCUGGGGGCAUUGGACGGCAGCAGCGUCGCAGACGGGCGGUGGAACACCUCGUCCGGCAUCAAGAACCUGUACGCGAAGACAGACUACAACAUAUUCAAGCAGCUUGACCCCGAGACUAUGGAGCCCAUUGGGCUUGCAUCGCAGGGAAACUUUCAUCCCGACUUGAAGGGUCCUUUGUCGGCAUCGCAUGCACGGUCUGACCCCAAAACGGGGGAUGUGUUCAAUUUCAACUUGGGAUUCGAACCACUUCCCACGUACCGCAUCUUCCGCGUCUCUGCCGCUACCGGAACGACGGAUAUCCUGGCGACCUUCUCCGCGGUUCCAGCGUACCUUCAUUCCCUCCUUAUCACCGAAGACUAUGUAAUCCUCUGUGUGUGGAACUCGCAUCUGUCCCCCGCCAAACUCCAGACCGGCAGCUUCGUAGACGCGAUGCAGCCGUUUGAUUCAUCCCAGCCGGCCAAAUGGUACCUCGUCGAUCGCAAGACCGACAAAGGGCUCGUUGCAACCUACGACAGCGCGCCAUUCUUCAGCUUCCAUACCAUCAACGCGUGGCAAGAGCCAUCGCCCAACGACCCCAGCAAGACCGAUAUCGUCGCGGAAAUAGCGACCUUUGAAAACAUGGAGUUCGUCAAGUCCGUAUACUACGAACGGCUCAUUUCGUCGUCCCCCGAGGCCAAAGAAUACAGGAAGCUCCGCUCAGAGCAGGCCAAAUCGAGCCUGACCCGAUUCCGGCUCCCUAACAUCCCCACCACGCCAACGGAGGCGGCCCAACCCGCCACUGUGGAAUGGUCCGAAGGCAAGGAGCUCUCGCCGGAAUUGCCCACACUGAACCCCAAAUAUACCACCCAGAAGCACCGCUACACCUACGGCAUUAUCGACACGAACGAGUCGACCUUUUUCGACGGGAUCAUGAAAUUCGACAGCGAGACCAAAACGUUCCAGACCUGGAAAGACCGCGGACACUCGCCAGGCGAGCCUAUCUUCGUCGCGGAUCCGAACGGUACCAACGAGGAUGACGGCGUACUUCUGAGUGUGGUUUUGAACGGCCCUAGUGGCAAGAGUUAUCUUUUGUGCCUGGACGCUCACAAUUUGAAUGAGCUCGGUCGAGCUGAUGUCGAUGGACCGGUGGCGUUCGGCUUCCACGGCCAGCAUGUUCCCCUUCGCAGUGGAGCGCCCACUGGCGAUUAUUAG